AUGAGUAAAGAAGAGUUCUUGAAGAUCAAGACUUGUGUUCUGAAAGUUCAUAUACACUGUGAUGGAUGCAAGGAUAAAGUGAAGAAGAUCUUGCAGAAAAUGGAUGGGGUUUAUACAUUCAAAAUAGAAACAGAACAGGGAAAGGUGACAGUUUCAGGAGACAUAGAUCCAUCAACCCUAAUCAAGAAUCUAGCUAAGAAUGGAAAAAACGUCGAGAUAUGGCCGGAAGUCAAAACCUCCGGCAACCCUAACAAACCAAAGACCGGAAACGGAAACGGAAACGACAAGAGCAAGAAAUUAGGUGCCAAUGUUAAUAAUCAGCGCAAAACAGGGCAAACCCAGUUCAAAGGUUCGAACCGGAACCCUAAACCAGAUGAAGAUGAAUCGAUUGAUAUUGAGCAUGAGGAUGUCGAGGACAAUGAUGAUGACGAUGACGAAAACGAUGAAAUAGACGAUGAGAAAUUACCCUUGAUGGGUAAUAAUAGCAAGAAAGGUGGCGCCGGCAGCGGUCAGAAUGGAGGAAAGAAAGGUGGGUCCGGUGGAAAUGAGAACCAGGGUGGCGCCGGUAGCGGUCAGAAUGGAGGAGGAAAGAAAGGUGGGUCCGGUGGAAAUGAGAACCAGGGUGGCGCCGGUAACGGUCAGAAUGGAGGAGGAAAGAAAGGUGGGGCCGGUGGAAAUGAAAACCAGGGUGGUGCCGGCGGCGGUCAAAAUGGAGGAGGAAAGAAAGGUGGGGCCGGUGGAAAUGAGAACCAGGGUGGCGCCGGCGGCAGUAAAAAUGGAGGAGGAAAGAAAGGUGGUGUUGCCGGCGGCGGUAAAAAAGGGGAAAAGAACGGCGGCGGUGGUGGUGGUGGGGGAGAAGAAGGUAAAAAAGGUGGGUCUAAUGGUAAUAAUUAUGGAGACAAGAAAGGUGGUGGAAUGGGAAAUGAUGAUCGGAUGAAUUCUGCCGCCGGCGAAGGGCCAUAUUUUCCGGCGGGUAGGGCGGAGGUUGUGACGGCAAACGUUUAUUAUGAGCAGCAACGAGCGAAUUAUGGAAACGAGAUGUUUCAACCGCCGCCGUCGCCGGUCAACUAUAAUAUGCCCCAAUAUCAUUAUCCAUAUCCUUACCCUUAUACUUACCCAUACCCGUGUCCAUAUACGUACCCACAACCCCCACCCGACUACUAUGUGAGUUCAUUUAGUGAUGAGAACCCAUCAUCUAGUUGUAGUAUCAUGUGA
Impatiens glandulifera is the source of this 1215-nucleotide messenger RNA. RefSeq names its product heavy metal-associated isoprenylated plant protein 32-like. Lineage: Eukaryota; Viridiplantae; Streptophyta; Magnoliopsida; Ericales; Balsaminaceae. Gene Ontology annotation, molecular function: metal ion binding. The coding region runs from base 1 to 1215 and encodes 404 amino acids. The transcript is spliced from 3 exons. The record is from RefSeq and is a predicted model, not a curated record.